AUGUCACUCGCAAGCCAGCUUCCGGCGCUGUGUGAUCGACAACAGCCCCGAUGGCCUGCAGCGCCUGGUCCGCCGAGAAACGAGGGGUUCAAGCUUAUCAUAAACUUUGUCAACAACUGGAGCGACUACGGUGGCAUACCGGUAUGCAUGACUGCCUUCGGAGGCUCCAGAGACAACUGGUACACCAACAGUUGGGCACAAUCGCAGUACAAGGCCUACGAAGCUGCUGUUGUCAAUGCUAUAUCAACGCAUGUCUUUGUAUGGGAACUGGCGAACGAGCCGUGCUGCAAGGGAUGUAUUACGGAUGUUGUCUAA
Neurospora hispaniola is the source of this 315-nucleotide messenger RNA. RefSeq lists its product as uncharacterized. The transcript has 2 exons. Lineage: Eukaryota; Fungi; Ascomycota; Sordariomycetes; Sordariales; Sordariaceae. The record is from RefSeq and is a predicted model, not a curated record. The coding region runs from base 1 to 315 and encodes 104 amino acids.